Molecule: messenger RNA, 2832 nt
Organism: Elgaria multicarinata webbii
Lineage: Eukaryota; Metazoa; Chordata; Lepidosauria; Squamata; Anguidae
Product: vomeronasal type-2 receptor 26-like
Exons: 8
Coding region: 1-2832 (943 amino acids)
Biological process (GO): G protein-coupled receptor signaling pathway
Cellular component (GO): plasma membrane
Molecular function (GO): G protein-coupled receptor activity
Source: RefSeq, a predicted model, not a curated record
AUGAAUGAGACUUAUCAGCUCCAUCCUUUCCUCAGGAGUGUCUCAUUUAACAACACUGCUGGGGACCAGGUGAUGUUUGAUGAGAAAGGUGGAUUCACAACUGGAUUGGAUAUUAUCAACUGGAUUACCUUCCCAAACAAAUCCUUCUUAAGAGUGAAAGUAGGGAAAAUGGAUCCACAAUCACCACUCGGGUAUUUCUUGUCUCUGCAACUGCAGCUGCUGCUGCUGCUGCUGCUGCUGCUGCUGCCUCAAACAGAUUGUAAGAUAUAUCCUGCUCUGUGUUCCAUGAAUGAUCCUCUCCAGGUGAAGUACCAGUAUUAUCAGCCAGGGGACCUCAUCAUUGGUGGAAUCACUUCUCAGCUCUUCUCCUUUGCUGAGGGUGUAGAAUUCAAAGUACACCCCACACCAAAGUAUGAUGUUGAACCUGUGGUGAUGCUGAAAAAAUACCAGCAUGUCCUGUCCUUGGUAUUUGCUGUGAAAGAGAUCAAUGAAAAGCACCAGAUCCUACCCAAUGCCACCUUGGGAGUUCAUGUCUAUGACAGCCACUUUGAUGCACAGAUAACUUAUCAGAACACCUUGAACCUUCUCUUUAAUCAGAAGAGGACCGUCCCCAACUACAACUGUUACUUACAGAAGACUCCAGUAGCUGUUAUUGGGGGCCUUGAUUCUGAAACCUCCCUCCACAUAGCCACUAUCUUAGGGCUCUACAAGAUUCCUCAGGUCACCUAUUGUUUAUAUGCGCCAGCAGUGAGUGAUGUCACUCAGCGCUCUUCCUUAUACCGUAUUGUCCCCAAUGAAGCACAUCAGUACAAUGGAAUUGUCAAGCUGCUUCUCCACUUCCAAUGGAAAUGGGUCGGGAUCAUGUCCAUGGGCGAUGAUAAAGGAGAAAAGUUUUUGCAAAUCUUGGAACACAGGUUUUCUCAGAAUGGUAUCUGCACAGCCUUCAUUGGAAGAAUGCCAAUUCAGAGCAACAUGCUUGACGUUAUUAACUUUUAUGACCGCUUCAUGAAUAUGACAAUUACUCUAAGCAAAACUACUUUUAAUGUUUGUGUCAUAAGCGCUGAUGCUCAUAUGAUGCUAGAUUUGCAGGUGGUGCUCAAUCUGAUUGAAUCAGAUGUUAUGAUGCCAAUAAAUAAGGUGUGGGUGAUGACCGCCCACUGGGAUUUUUCACUGGAACCAUUUUUUGGAAAUCUGGAUAUGCAGGUCUUUCAUGGUACCUUGUCCUUUGCAACCCACUCCAGUGAUGUGUAUGGGUUCCAAAAUUUCCUUCACAUCCAGAACCCUCGUGCUACUGGUGAUGGCUUUAUCAGGGUCUUUUGGGAGCAAGCAUUCAGUUGCUUAUUUCCAGACUCUGCCAUGGAUAAAGAGAAGAAGAGAAGUUGUACAGGCGAGGAGAAGCUGGAGAGCCUUCAUGGACCUGCCUUUGAAAUGAGUAUGACCAGCCAAAGCUACAGCAUCUACAAUGCAGUCUAUGCUGUGGCACAUGCUUUACAUGCUCUGCAUUCAUCCAAUAACAAACAUAGAGUAGUGGUGGGUAGAGACCACUUGGAGUCUUUUAAGUCCCAACAUUUUCAGCUUUACCCUUUUCUCAGGAGCAUCUCAUUUAACAACAGUGCUGGAGACAAAGUCUCUUUGGAUGAGAAGGGUGAAUUUUUAGCUGGAUUUGAUAUUAUCAAUUGGGUGACUUUCCCCAAUAAAUCCUUCGUAAAAGUGAAAGUAGGAAAAAUGGAUCCCCAACAACCUGCAGGUGGAGAAUUCUACAUUAAUGAGAGACUAAUUACAUGGCGAAGUCUAUUUAGCCAGGGUGUGCCUCUUUCAUUGUGCAAUGAUUACUGUCAUCCUGGUUACAGCAAACAACGGAAGGAAGGGGAGCCAUUUUGUUGCUAUGAUUGUGUCCCAUGUCCAGGAGGGAAAAUUUCACACCGAAGAGACACGGAUGAUUGCUUCAAAUGUCCAGAAGAUCAGUAUCCAAACCAAGAGAGAAGCCGGUGCCUUCCCAAGGAAUUCAACUUCCUGUCUUACAUUGAACCAUUGGGCAUUACGUUGGCUGUUCUGGCUCUGGCUCUUUCCGUAACCACAGCAUUGGUCCUUGGAAUCUUUAUUAAGCAUCGGAAUACUCCCAUUGUCAAAGCCAACAACCGGAACCUCACUUACUCACUGCUCAUCUCCCUCCUAUUGUGCUUCCUCUGUUCCUUGCUAUUUAUUGGACAGCCCCAGUUAGUUACUUGCCAUCUACGUCAAACAGCUUUUGGUAUCAUCUUCUCAGUGGCUGUAUCUUCUGUCUUGGCAAAAACAAUCAUGGUAGUUCUGGUUUUCAUGGCAACUAAGCCAGGAUCCAAGAUGAGGAAAUGGGUGGGGAAAAACUUUGCAAAUAAUGUUGUCCUCUGCUGCUCAUUUAUUCAGGCAAGUAUUUGCAUGGUAUGGCUAUGCUGUGAUCCCCCAUUUCCAAAUCUGGACAUGAACUCUCUGUCUGAAGAAAUCAUAGUGGAAUGCAAUGAGGGAUCAGCCAACAUGUUCUACUACACUCUUGGUUACAUGGGAUUUCUGGCUCUCGUUAGCUUCAUUGUGGCUUUCUUUGCUCGGAAGCUACCAGACUCUUUUAAUGAAGCCAAGUUUAUCACUUUCAGCAUGUUGGUGUUUUGUAGUGUGUGGGUGUCUUUUGUUCCAACGUAUCUAAGCACCAAAGGCAAAUAUAUGGUUGCUGUGGAGAUCUUCUCUAUUUUGGCCUCUGGUGCUGGAAUACUGGGUUUUAUAUUUUCCCCUAAGUGCUAUAUAAUUGUCCUGAGGCCAGAACUGAACAAUAAAGGACAAUUAAGAAGGAGAAAUGACUAA